Molecule: messenger RNA, 1655 nt
Organism: Periophthalmus magnuspinnatus
Lineage: Eukaryota; Metazoa; Chordata; Actinopteri; Gobiiformes; Gobiidae
Product: endothelin receptor type B-like
Exons: 8
Coding region: 295-1557 (420 amino acids)
Biological process (GO): regulation of blood pressure; G protein-coupled receptor signaling pathway; vasoconstriction
Cellular component (GO): membrane
Molecular function (GO): endothelin receptor activity
Source: RefSeq, a predicted model, not a curated record
UUGGUGAUAACAGACAAUACACUUCAACAGCAUGCUUUUGUACAGGGUGAUGCAUCAAGGGAAGUAAUUACAGUCACUACUGACAGAUCGAUGAGUAAUGCUGACAAUAAUACCUCGCUCCUAUAAAAGACACAUUUUCCUCUCCAGGCUUCCAACAUUUAUGGCAGAGCUGUCUUUGUGUUAAACAUCUUGCCUGUUUUGUAGUUAUUACACAGAGCUAUUUCAUGCUGCAUUUGGCGGUGUUCUUCUGAAGUUCCAAAUCCUUUCUGUGCCUGGAGAGGAAAAUCAACAACAAUGUGGACUGUGUUGCUUGCUCUUUGUUUGGGAAAUAUUCUGGUCACAGGAGAAGCCAGUGAUCAGCAUUCACAACCACUCUCUGUAAUUGAACUCGCUGGAACCACCAUGUCCCCUGGUCUUUUAAUACAAGAAAAACAGAAAUCCAACAGCUCAAUCCAUCCACCUCGAGUAGCAGGACCAAAAGCACCGCUGCCUCCCAUGUGCUCAGAGCCGGCUCGAAUCAGAGACGCCUUCAAAUAUGUCAAUACUGCAGUCUCCCUCCUUGUGUUUGUGGUCGGAAUCCUGGGAAAUGCAGCCUUAUUAAAAAUCAUAUCUGCAAAUAAGUCCAUGAGAAGUGGGCCCAACAUUCUUAUCGCUAGCCUGGCUUUAGGAGAUCUCCUCCACAUUGUGAUUGACAUCCCAAUCAACACAUACAGGCUGAUAGCAGAGGACUGGCCGUUUGGAUUGGCGCUGUGCAAACUUGUCCCCUUUGUGCAGAAAACCUCAGUAGGCAUCACAGUGUUGAGUCUCUGCGCGCUAAGUGUUGACAGAUACCGUGCCGUAGUAUCCUGGAAUCGAAUCAAAGGCCUCGGGGUCUCAGCGUGGACAGCGGUCGAAAUAGCCCUGAUAUGGGUUGUUUCCCUCAUUCUGGCUGUGCCUGAAGUGGUGGGGUUUGAUAUGAUAACCAUGGACUAUAAAGGCAGACAUCUGAGAAUAUGCCUCCUCCAUCCUAUGCAACACUCUGAGUUCAUGCAGCUGUAUAAAUCAGGGAAGGACUGGUGGCUCUUCGGCUUCUACUUCUGCAUGCCUCUGCUCUGGACCGCUAUAUUCUACACACUCAUGGCCAGGAAAAUGCUGAGGAAGAACUCUGAGGCUCUAAGCGACCACACCAAGCAGAGAAGGGAAGUUGCUAGGACUGUUUUCUGUUUGGUGAUUGUCUUUGCGCUCUGCUGGCUGCCUUUGUACCUCAGCAGAAUCUUGAAAAAAACAAUUUAUGAUCACAAGGAUCCCAAUCGGUGUCAACUUCUGAGUGUUUUCCUAGUCCUGGAUUAUUUUGGCAUCAACAUGGCAUCACUCAACUCCUGCAUCAACCCCAUUGCUCUGUAUAUUGUCAGCAAAAGAUUUAAAAGAUGUUUCAAGGCAUGCCUGUGCAGUUGGCGUCUACCUCUUCAAGCUGUUACGCGUGACGAAGUGCAGUCUGUUUUGAAGUCCAGAAUGCAUGAUCAGGCCUCGGAGAAUCCACAUCAAAGCCUGGACUCCCACGACCACACCUCUACCUGAGAAAACACCUCAGAGCACCGCCGCGGCACAGAUGGAGCCCUGCCAAUACUGUACAUCGUGUGCGUAUUUGUACAUGUGUAUACUUUUGAGUGUAUAAA